AUGGAACAGGAUACCCUCAACUAUGAUAAGCCUAAUGCUUAUGAUACCAAUACCAAUACCACUUCAACACUACCGCAAGAAGUCGUUGAUGAUUUCAUCAUUCGUGCUCAUUUCAUUAAUGGCAAACUUCCAGAUGUUAAAACCAACGAUGAUGAUGAUGUGAAUUCAGUAACAACCUCUUUACUUUCUCAACAACCUUCUUCAACAACAUCACUUACUACGACCAUCAUUAACCCUAUCACCGAUCAUGCGCAGAUAGUACUCCCUCAACAACAAGUGGCAACACUUUUACAACAAUCACUUCAUAAAAUGCACAAUAAUAAUAAAGAACAUAUCUUAUGUUACGAUAUCUAUAAGGUUUCACUCUUAAAACCUCAAGAACACGACAUCUUCAUGAAUGAUGUCUUGGUUUAUCAAAAGCGACAACCUCAUUGUUAUUCUUGGGGUUUUCAAAAUGUUUUGUAUCUGUCCAAUAUCAAAAUAGCAGAGGCAAGGAGACGAGCGUUUAAUAAGGAAAUUACGAUUGAAUGGGGAUUGUUUGAUUCUUCCACAACACUAUCCAACCCACUCCAUAAUAGCACACAGUCUCAUUUGUUAUUUAUUUAUGAGACAGAAUUCGAAGGUUAUAGCUUAAGAUGGAAGAGAUCCAGUUUGUUAUCACAUGACUUGACAUGUCAUAUAAAGAUAGGAGACAAAUGGAAACUGUUGGCUUCCUUUGAUAGUCAUCGUAUGGGCUAUUUAAUUCAUUUGGGUAAACUCACGCUAGAUAAGCGUCUACUUCAAAAUGAAUACUUGGAAUCCCAUUUAUUAAUUACUUGUUGUACCUUAAUUGAUUUAAUGAGAGAAGUUGUUGAAAAGGCGGUUGGGUUAAAUAAACAGGGAGGUGGUGUUGUAGGUAGUGAUUAA
Molecule: messenger RNA, 906 nt
Organism: Cokeromyces recurvatus
Lineage: Eukaryota; Fungi; Mucoromycota; Mucoromycetes; Mucorales; Mucoraceae
Exons: 1
Coding region: 1-906 (301 amino acids)
Source: RefSeq, a predicted model, not a curated record